AUGACGUCCCAUGGCGCUGUGCCUCGCCAGGGAGCCAACCCCUUCGUCUCACAGGCCGGUAGCUCGGAGCUCCAGGUCAUCCUCCACCCGCUCGUCCUCCUCACGAUUUCCGACUACAUAUCGCGACACACACUACGGGGGAAGACACAUCCCAUAGUAGGUGGCGUUCUUGGCCAACAGAAUGGCCGUGAAAUCACCAUUGAGCACGCCUUCGAGGUGAAGAUGGAGGAGGGGAACAACACCGUAGCGGAAGGCUGGUUCGCAAAACGACUAGAGCAGAUGAAGCUCGUACACAAAGACCGGCAGCUCGACCUCGUGGGCUGGUUCACCUUACUACCCUCUUCUGGCCCCAACGAGUCCAUACUCCCCGUCCACCGCUUCUUCCUCGCCAACUACAAUGAAUCCGCCAUCCUUCUCGCCUUCCACCCUGAUCAGGUUCUCAAUCAUUCCGCGGGCGGCAAGCUACCCCUCACAAUCUACGAAUCCAAUCUCGAAGUCGAGGGCGGCAAGCCGACCAAUGACGAGGACAAGCGCAUGGAUGACGGGGAAUCGGGUCUGCAGUUGCGGUUCCGAGAACUGCCCUACUCAGUCGAGACGGAGGAGACGGAGAUGAUUGGGAUGAAUUACGUCGCGUCCGGGAGCGCAAAUGCUUCUGCAGUAACAAGCAAAGAGAAAGAGCCCGCGCGGUCGGUGGAGAGCAACGGCAAAGGGAAACGUCGUCUCAUAGAGAGUGAGGAACCCGAGAUUCAGGCUGAGGAAGGGACACAGGCGUCAGAAGACACAUUGAACAAGGAGGAAGAGGAGAUGGUGGCAGCACUAACAACAAAGGCCAACGCGAUCAAGAUGCUGCAGUCGCGCAUUGAUCUCAUGACGGCAUACCUGGAGCGUCUGCCGCCCGCUUUCAAGAACGGCAAUAGCAACCCAGGCGACGAGGACGCAGACAUGGAUUCAGACAACACAGUGCCCUCGCUCACAGUCCUGCGCCAGAUCCAGGCAUUGGUGUCGCGGCUCGACUUGAUCAUUCCCUCGGACAAGGAAGCCUUUGACAAGGAGAUUUUACAAGAAACAAACGAUGUGCAGCUGGUCCAACUGCUCAAUACCAUCAUGCAGAGCACUGAAAAGGCGCGCGAGGUAGGCAAAACAUUUGGUAUCGUGCAGCAGGGCAAGAUUCGGAGCCACCAGCAUGGAUAUGACCCCUCGGCGGGGAUGAGUUCCGUCAUGGAUAUGUUGACAUGA
Emericellopsis cladophorae is the source of this 1236-nucleotide messenger RNA. RefSeq lists its product as uncharacterized. The record is from RefSeq and is a predicted model, not a curated record. Gene Ontology annotation, molecular function: metallopeptidase activity; protein binding. The coding region runs from base 1 to 1236 and encodes 411 amino acids. The transcript has 2 exons. Gene Ontology annotation, biological process: protein deneddylation. Gene Ontology annotation, cellular component: COP9 signalosome. NCBI's taxonomy places the organism in Eukaryota, Fungi, Ascomycota, Sordariomycetes, Hypocreales, Bionectriaceae.